Molecule: messenger RNA, 2116 nt
Organism: Porites lobata
Lineage: Eukaryota; Metazoa; Cnidaria; Anthozoa; Scleractinia; Poritidae
Source: the annotation of a GenBank genome assembly
GUGGAAAUUCCUCAGUUGACCAAACUUCACACUCUCACAUUAAACAAGAAUAGAAUAUCCUUUUGAAUUUUUAGUCUUAAAGGGGCAAUUUGUACCAUUAGAGUUCUUCCAAGUUUUUGCGUAAGCUAGAAUAUGAAGGUUUAUAAAAUGACCUUUGAAUAAUGCUGUGUCCAAGGUGAUAGCAAACCAAAAUCAGUAGUUUUGGAUUGAUUGUUCCCACACAACUCUCCCAAACUUGAACUCUUCUGCCUGAUUUUUUCAAGUUUGAGUCAACUUCUUACCUACCCUUCCUCAGCCUAAUUCACUUUUUAUCAGUAAUUUUCUUGUGUUUACACUGCAGUAACUUACAGCAAAACCAAGGCACUCAGAGGGAAUUUCGUGGAUAAAAACACCUACGUGAUUGUUUUAGAAGUAGAGCUAAAAUGAUCUUGGUGGCACUGCCCAUAUUAUGACUUUACUUCAACUGAUUAAAGGCAUUGCUUUAUUGUAGGAUUCAUAUUUAGCUUUUUCCUGAAAGUUUAUGUUUUGUCGAUUAUUUUAACACAUUUCAAUGUCUCUCGGAAGGCCUUGCGAAGUAAGACGGAUGGAUAAUAUUUUCCUUAAUAUCACUACAUAGCCAAUCUAGAGGUUCUAUUGGAUAAGAUCGCUCACAACUUGCCUUCUCUUAAAUACCUCAGUCUGUUAAGUAACCAGGCCUGUCCAAAUGAGUUGUCGUCACUACACAGAGAUGAGGAGGACUAUCAGCGAUACAGGUAUCUUUCUGAUUUGGUAUGCAUUGCAGAAAAGCUUGUAAUUCUCCUGGAAUUCUUGGAUAACUCUUGAAAUGUUAGAAUUUUGUUCCAAGGCCCUAAUGAUUCCUUGAAAAUUCUUCCUUAUCUAGUACCAGUAGUUUCUUGCCACAUUUUGUGGGGUUCAUUGAUGUCACAGUUUGCAGUGAUUAUCACAUUUUUUUGUAUAGCAAACCUUUUCAGAAAAUUUUAUAAUGUUAACAUAGUCUUCCUUACCCUCCAAACGUAGCAGAAUAUUAGACUGUGUACAUGUUUUUUAUCUUGAAAGUUUAUUCUUCAUUCCCCUUAGAAGUUCCUUCUGUUCAUGCCAGCUGACAAAAUUCCUGAACUUAGUGCUCCAGCUGUCAAGUUUUUUUUCAAUCAGAUCCUAGCACCCAGACCACACUCCUCUUUGUGAUAUAAACAUUGUUGCCGAACAGAAUUUAAAUUCAUGUUGCUUAUUGAUUUUUUGUUUACUGACAGAUAUUAUGUCCUUUACCGCCUUCCGAACUUAACGUUUCUUGACUCAAGGCCUGUUAGAAGUAAGGAGAGGGAGGAAGCUCAAAGAGUAGGAUCUUACAUGAAGAUUGUUGCUCCUUCAGCCAGUGAGAUGGUCAGUGAAGAUGCUCAAUUAUUUUAAUUUUUGAUUCAUAGAUGUUUCACAGACUCAUAUUUAAUUACAGGUUAAAAGUUUUUUAACCUAGAAUGAUUCUGAAAUUUUUUGUCUUCUAACUAGGGUUUGAGGACAAGGGAAAUUGAGAAUUAAUCUAAGCUAAGACAUAAUUAACCUGACAUUAAAUUUGACCUGUAACAUAGACGAAGGCUGAAAAGUAGAUCAACCCACAUUGUAAAGAAUGACAAGCAGUUCUGUCGGUAAAGAACUGUUUUUUUUACGGAAGAAUCACACAGUGCAGCGUAAGAAUGAUCUUGUACAGCAUAUUAAAUAAACAGUACAGUGUAUAUUUCAACUGUCAAACUCUAGUUGGCGAAUAGUAAAUUAAGGUCAAAAGUCAUUAAGUGGAAAUAUAAACAAUUCAUAAAAAAUAAAAUUAGACAUAAUUUAUAGAUAUCAUAAAUUAAAUCCUUUACAAAUCCUGAAGUUAUUAACAGUGAAACCAGGCACCAGGCAACCUUUAUCAUUGCAAUACAGAUGAGAUUAUGGUGUUUUGUUUUUGGAUUAACAGACUUCUCAAAUGCUUGAGAGCACAGAAGAAAAAUCACCCUACAGCCCUCUACCGAGUGACACCAUACCUCCUGGAGACCACAAAGGUACCUUUGGACGCUGCAGAUACAUCUACUUUGGCAAGCACUCUGAAGGAAACAGAUUUAUACGAAAUGAUGAGCUCUGA